GUUGCAUAAACUUAACAACAUAGAGCCAAAUUCACUGUAUUUAUAACAUCAAGAUUAUUUACUUCUUUUAUUUCACUUUGGUGAAAAUUGCUUUUACUUGGCAACGGAGUCGUAGCAAACGUGUUUGAAUUAAGCAAGACCUUUUAAAACAUAGCUGUGAAUAUGUCGGUCACCAAUUUUACCUUUAGAGGACUGAUAGUACCUGUAUUUUCUCCGUUUAAUAAUGACGCAAACAGAAGCUUAAAUUUAUCCAUUAUCCCAGAAUACGCUAAAUUCCUAGCUUCAAAAAACAUCAAUGGUGUUCUUGUCAAUGGUACAACUGGAGAAGGGACAUCAUUAUCCACCAAUGAAAGAAAAAAGGUGACUGAAACAUGGGCAGCGGCCGUUAAAGAAACUAAACAACACCUGAUGGUUCAAAUUGGUGGAACGUCCUUAAACGAUGUGAAAGAACUCGCUGCCCAUGCUGAAAAAUUAGGAGUAAAUUCUCUCUUAUGUUUACCAGAAUUAUAUUUCAAACCGACGAGUGUGGAAGACCUGAUAGAAUAUUUAAGCAUCGUUAGUAAAUCGGCACCAAACACACCUUUAUUGUAUUAUCACAUUCCUAAGGCUUCAAUGGUCAACAUACACAUGGGCAAGUUUUUGCAAACAGUAGAGGAAAGAAUUCCAACUUUUUCUGGGAUUAAAUUCACAAGCAAUGAUUUAGAAGAGGGUUUUGAGGCAAUGAGAGCUAAUAAACGCUUUGCUGUUUUCUUGGGUAGUGAUGUUCUAAUGGCAGCUGGUUCGACGAUUGGAAUCGAUUCGUUUAUAAUGACAAGUCUUAACUUUAUUCCUGAACCUGCCUUAGAACUAUUAGAAUUUGGCAAGGGUAAUAGAGACUUGAAAAUCGCACGAACAAAUCAAGAGUUUAUUAAUAAAACAGUAAAAGCUAUAACACAUUUUGGAACUUGGGUUGAAACAAUGAAAAUUGCAAUGAGCAUGACUACAAAUCUAUUUAUGGGACCUCCAAGAGCUCCACUUAAGCUUAUUUCUCGAGAAAGUGUAGAAAAGAUGAAAACGAAUUUGGCCGAAAUCGGAUUGAAAGUAAAUCAAACUGAAAUAAUAAAGUUAUAUUGAAUUUGAUGUAACAAAAUAAAACAUUUCGAAAUAUUUGUUGUUUAAUAUA
Molecule: messenger RNA, 1162 nt
Organism: Nasonia vitripennis (jewel wasp)
Lineage: Eukaryota; Metazoa; Arthropoda; Insecta; Hymenoptera; Pteromalidae
Product: N-acetylneuraminate lyase
Exons: 9
Coding region: 163-1113 (316 amino acids)
Biological process (GO): N-acetylneuraminate catabolic process
Molecular function (GO): N-acetylneuraminate lyase activity; 4-hydroxy-tetrahydrodipicolinate synthase activity
Source: RefSeq, a predicted model, not a curated record